UGUUUGGUUGACGUAUUGUAGCAAAUUAAAAUUUAAAUAUGAACUGUUUUCGUUGAUAUUUGUUGAAAUAUAACUUUUAUAUUAAAGAGGAUUUACAAAUAUGAGUAAUAUUUAUAUACAAGAACCACCCACUAAAGGAAAAGUGAUGAUGAAAACUACUGUUGGUGACAUUGAUUUAGAGUUAUGGGCAAAAGAGACUCCAAAAGCAUGUAGAAAUUUUAUACAAUUAUGUAUGGAAGGCUAUUAUGAUAAUACCAUAUUUCAUAGAAUCAUUAAAGGAUUCAUAGCACAGGGUGGGGAUCCAACGGGUACAGGAGAAGGUGGUGAAAGCAUAUAUGGACAGGCAUUUAAAGAUGAAUUUCACACAAGAUUACGAUUUUGUCGAAGAGGUUUAAUUGCUAUGGCUAAUGCUGGAAAAGAUGAUAAUGGUUCUCAGUUCUUUUUUACUCUUGGUUCCACACCAGAGUUGCAAAAUAAGCAUACUAUCUUUGGUAAGGUUACUGGAGAAACUAUAUUUAACAUGCUUAAACUUGAAGAAGCGCUUGUAGAUGAGGACGAUAGACCACUUUAUCCUCCAAAAAUUAUAAAAACACAAAUAUUGAAGAAUCCAUUUCCUGAUAUUGUACCAAGGAUAAUAUCAAAGAAAAAUGAAGAAAUAAACGAUAGCUUAAAAACUAAAAGGACAGGAGUAAAAAAUUUUAAUCUUUUAUCGUUUGGUGAGGAAGCAGAGGAAGAUGAAGAAGAAUCUGUGAUACUUAAUAAACAGUUCAGUAGUAAAGGCAAGUCUGCGCAUGAUCACCUAACUGAUCCAAAAUUAAGUGCACAACCAGCUAUUGAACCAGCUGGACCUCCAAAUAAAAAAAUAAAAAACGACCGUAGUAGCGAUUGGGAAAGCGAUGUGGAAGAAAAAACUCAAGAGGAAUUAGAAGUUAUAAAAAAAGAAAAGGAAGCAAUGAAAGAAAGAAUAAAAAAUAAAUUAAGAGAUACGAAGAAAAAUUCUAAAACAGAAAAUUAUAAGGUAGAUGAUGAUGAAGAUGAUAAAGAGAUAAAGGAAGAUAAAUAUUAUCUUGGGAAAGACAGAGAUGAAGAACGUAAAAGAAAAGCGGAAGAAAUUAGAAAACAAAUUCGGGAUUUUAAACGUGAUGUUCAAAAUGAAAAAAAAGCGAAAGAAGCAGAUCAAAAACUAAGACAAGAUCAGGUGGAAAAGGAAGUAAAGAAAACUGAGAUUAUGAAAGAAUAUAUAGAAACUCAAGAGAAAUAUAAAGAAGCAAAGUCGAAAUUACCUAAAAAGGGGAAAAGUCGCGAGGACUUCACAAUGGAGUUAUUAAACAAGUUCAAAUCUAAACUUCAAACUGCUAAGGAAACUAUAAGAGAAAGAUCGCUGAGUCCAUUAAAAAAAGAAGAUAACAAAGAGGAUGAUUUUGAUCCAGCUGAUGAGUCUUGGAUGAUACAUGCAUUACAUUGUGAAGAAAAAGCACCUGUUCUUGCUAAAGAUGCAAGUACAAAAGACGAUGAUUGGUUUGAAAUUUAUGAUCCUCGAAAUCCUCUUAAUAAGCGACGAAGAGGAGAAAGAUCGCAUAAAUCAAAUGAUGAUAAAAAUAGGCAAUCCGAUUCUCGUCGCAAAUAAUAUUUAUCAUAAAUAAUCUUAUACCUACACAUGCAAGUAAUUAUAGUAUUUUUGUAUUACUUUUUUGUGUACAGAAUUGUGUAUAAGAGUAUGUUAUAUUAAAUAUUUCUUUUAAAAAAAAUUUAUACAUUUACUGAAGAAGUAAGUAGUAUUUUGGAAAAAAUGUGAUAGCUUUAUAUUUUAAAAUUCAAAAAUUAAUUUUUUGUGCAGAUAUUAUUUUUUAGGUAGUUUAGUAUUUUGUAGUUUCGCAUCAGCUGCGAAACAAAAAUUAUGUACGUAUGUGUGCUUUUGAUGCCGUAUGGUCGUGUUUACCAUACUUUAGAUAACUGCAAUAUUUUGAUGGCAAAGAUGGAUAACGAUAGUGCCAUGAUUUUGUGCAAAUAGACGUAUAGAUCGUAGCUUAUCCAGAGCACAGUAAAAUUUGAUAAGACACUGAUACAAAACAUGACAUAUUCGUUCACUGAUUCAGUCGAUCUGUUGACAGCGGACGAUACGCAUCGUAUAUUUACAUACGUAAUUUCCCGUUUGCAUAAAUAUAAUUAUGUAUUCAUUUAAUGAAUUAUACAUUUAUUGUAAAUAUCAGUGGAAGUAAAGUUGAAUAACUGUUUUAAAAAGAGAAAUAAUUUAAAUAUUCUUUUUAAUUGUAGUAAUCAAUAAAAAAUUUGAAAAAAGGAUUAUUUUUAUUUAAAAA
Molecule: messenger RNA, 2318 nt
Organism: Bombus terrestris (buff-tailed bumblebee)
Lineage: Eukaryota; Metazoa; Arthropoda; Insecta; Hymenoptera; Apidae
Product: spliceosome-associated protein CWC27 homolog
Exons: 7
Coding region: 101-1627 (508 amino acids)
Biological process (GO): protein folding; protein peptidyl-prolyl isomerization
Cellular component (GO): catalytic step 2 spliceosome
Molecular function (GO): peptidyl-prolyl cis-trans isomerase activity
Source: RefSeq, a predicted model, not a curated record